GGAAACAUGAUUAAACUUUUUACAUAUGUGUGUUUGUCUCCGUGUAUAAAAAGUGAGAAUUGGGAGCCGCAAUUGCGAAAGCAUAGUUUGGGUUCCUCCCAUAAACCAAGUGGGCGUUUGUUCUCGAUUUCUUCAUCGUAUUUAUUAGAUAUACAUACAGACAUUCUCACACCUAAACCCAGAAACAUAGACUGACAAUGGCAGCCCGCUCUUCCUCCUUCUCCACCUUCAAAUCCUACCUCCACGCGCUCUCCGACACCCCUCACCGCCUCCGCCGCCGCGCCUGCUCAGUCUCCACCUCAUUAGAAGAAACUAACCGCUUGCGGGCCCGCUCCGGCUCCGAAAUGAAGCGCACACUCGACUGGCGCGACCUCAUCGGCUUCGGCGUCGGCGGCAUGGUCGGCGCGGGCGUCUUCGUCACCACCGGCCGCGCCAGCCACUUCUGCGCCGGCCCCGCCGUCAUCCUCUCCUACGCCAUUGCCGGCGUCUGCGCCCUGCUCUCCGCCUUCUGCUACACCGAGUUCGCCGUCGACAUGCCCGUCGCCGGCGGCUCCUUCAGCUACAUCCGCGUCACCUUCGGCGAGUUCCCCGCCUUCCUCACCGGCGCCAAUCUCAUCGUCGACUACGUGCUCUCCAACGCCGCGGUGGCGCGUGGCUUCACCUCCUACCUCGGCACCGCCCUCGGCCUUCCGGCGAACGUGCAGCUGAGGCUCGCCGUUCACGGCCUUCCGAAAGGAUACAACGAGAUCGACUUGAUCGCCGUGGUGGUGGUGCUGCUCAUCACAUUCGUAAUCUGCUACAGCACCAAGGAGAGUUCGUGGCUCAACAUGUCGCUGACGGCGCUGCACAUUCUGUUCAUCGCAUUCGUGAUUGCGGUGGGGUUUUGGAGAGGGAAAUUGAUCAACUUCACGGAGCCAGGGGAUCCGGAAAACGCGGGUGGUUUCUUCCCCUUCGGCGCCUCCGGCGUGUUCAACGGCGCGGCCGUGGUGUACGUGAGCUACAUCGGGUACGACGCGAUGUCGACCAUGGCGGAGGAGGUGGAGAAUCCGGCGAAGAACAUUCCGAUCGGAGUGACUGGGUCCGUGAUGAUCGUGACCGUUCUCUACUGCCUGAUGGCGGCGUCAGUCUCAGCUCUUCUCCCUUACGAUUUGAUCGAUGCGGAUGCGCCGUUUUCGGGGGCGUUCAAGGAGGGGCCGUCGGGGAUGAAGUGGGUGUCCAACGUGAUCGGCGUGGGGGCCAGUUUCGGAAUCGUGACGUCGCUGUUGGUGGCGAUGCUGGGCCAGGCACGCUACAUGUGCGUCAUCGGAAGGUCCUGCGUGGUCCCCACUUGGUUCGCCCAGGUCCACCCCUCCACCUCUACCCCUGUCAACGCCUCCUCCUUCCUCGGGGUCUUGACAGCAGCGAUCGCACUGCUUACUGAUCUAGACAUUCUGCUGGAUUUGGUAUCCAUUGGGACCCUCUUCGUGUUCUACAUGGUGGCGAAUGCAGUGAUAUACCGGCGAUAUGUGGCCAUAGGGACGACAAAUCCAUGGCCGACUCUGUCCUUCCUGUUCUGCUUCUCGCUCACCUGCAUCAUGUUCACUCUGCUCUGGCGCUUCGCACCAUCAGGCAAGCCCAAGGCCGUGAUGCUCGGGGCUUGUGUGGCUGCUGCCGUUGCUCUUUUGCAGGUGUUCCUCUUCAUGGUCCCUCAGGCCCGCAAGCCCGAGAACUGGGGGGUCCCGUUCAUGCCGUGGAUCCCCUCCAUAUCGAUCUUUCUCAACAUAUUCUUGCUGGGUGCUCUGCACAGGGGAUCCUAUCUCCGGUUCGGAUUCUUCUCAGGCCUCACGGUGCUUGUGUACGUCAUGUACAGUGUGCAUUCGAGCUUCGAUGCGGAGGAGGAGGGCGUUCUGUGUGAAAAGGCUGGAGAGAGCAUCAAGGAAUCUGUUGAAAGGGUAGUAGUCCAUAUUCUGUAGACCUUUUUUCUCUCUUUUUAUCUUGCUGUGUUGGUUGCACUUUUGAGUUGGGGUAAAGGCAAGGAAUAGCAAAAGAAUAUAUCAAUGCUGUAUAGUCAACAACUGUAUAUCUAUUAUUAGGCAUGCAUCCAUCUCAUUUCUGCAGCUUUUAAAUGUAAAAUUUGUAGAGAUACAAAGAAAUUAUAUAUCAUGUUUUUGUUUUGGAACC
Salvia miltiorrhiza (redroot sage) is the source of this 2160-nucleotide messenger RNA. RefSeq names its product cationic amino acid transporter 7, chloroplastic-like. Gene Ontology annotation, biological process: transmembrane transport; amino acid transport. Gene Ontology annotation, molecular function: amino acid transmembrane transporter activity. The transcript has 4 exons. Gene Ontology annotation, cellular component: plasma membrane. Lineage: Eukaryota; Viridiplantae; Streptophyta; Magnoliopsida; Lamiales; Lamiaceae. The coding region runs from base 198 to 1952 and encodes 584 amino acids. The record is from RefSeq and is a predicted model, not a curated record.